AUGAGUAAGUCACACCUAAGGACUACAGUUACCAGUACUACGCACACACAAAAAUUGACCAAAAAUAUAAAAUUUAAUGCCUCGCUAAUAGCUAUAGCACAUUCUUUUUGUAGUUUAUUGGCAUUCCUGGUAGCUUUGAUAAUUGCCUAUAAGUUACACUACAUUAAAAUCAUCACAAACGCACACUUUUCCUAUCCUGACGAAUGGUUUCCAAGCGUAUCGGCAGCAAUUGGUGAUAGAUAUCCAGAGAGAUCAGUUUUUCAAAUAUUAAUUGCACUUACCGCACUACCUCGAUUUUUGUUACUAGGUUGCCAUUUCAUCAUAAAUAAUUAUUGCUGGAGUCAACUAAUUGUUGGUGUCUUAAGAACCGUUACUUGUGGUGGCUGGGUGUAUAUCACUAGUACCGAUGAUCAUGAUACACAUGAUGUUUUCAUGAUUGCUUACAUUAUUUUAACGAUACCUUGGAAUAUUAUAACGAUAAAAAAAGGUGGGGAAAAGUGGAAAAAAGGGAAAAUUUUGUGUAGUAUCUCAUUUUUUGGAACGUUAAUUCCACUAAUUUAUUGGUUUAUUCAACAUAAAGUGAAGAUUAGACCGGGAGCAUAUUCUAUUUACGCAUAUUUUGAAUGGACUUUAAUUAUUUUGGAUAUUUUAUUUGAUUUUUUGUGUUUAAACGAUUUCCAAUGCCUAGAUAUUCUAUUCAGAAUAAAGCCAACUUUUGGUUUGAGUUUUAUGAACGUGGGAAAACAAGAUGUCAAUGACCAGGAAGAUGAUCCUGAUUAUAUAUUAAGCGAACAGGAGGAUAUAUCAUUUUUGUCAGAUGAUGAAGUGUUAAGUAUAGACAAAGAAGAAAUCACCCAACUCCUCAUCGAAAAAGAUAUCAUUAUUCCUCAGGAGAACAAAAAAUCACAUUUUAACACCAUGAGAGACAGCGCAAAUUUUGAAAUUUUUAUCAACAUUAUAGAUUUUAUCAUUGCAACAUAUCAAUCUUUUCUAUUUUGGACGAGUGCCACCGCCUUGUUAUGCAUUAUAUGGCAUUUCCCGCUAUGGUAUAUGGGAAUUUCGGGUUACGAAUUGUCUAUUUUUUUUUUAGUAGCACCGGUGUUAUAUUAUAUACCAUAUUGUUCAUUAUGGGUAAAUCAUUAUGGAACAUUAUUAUCUUCCUUGAUUGCGCUGGGUUCCUAUUUGGUUUCCAUUCCAGAAAAAAGAUUAAUAGUUGUUGGUAUUGGUUGCAGCUUGUGUGUUUUAAAUUUUGUUUAUUAUAUUUAUUCUAUGUUGGAUACUGACUGGAAAAUUUUGGAAUACAGCGUUUGCUGGUGUUUAGGUUUGACUUUAAGUGUUAUUGUGAAAAUGGGCUGGUUUACAAAUAACCCUUUAUGGCCUAUAAUGUAUGAGGGAAAUGGUGGUUGGAAUAAAACCGGAAUCAUUAUUGGUUUAGUUUUGUCAUUCAUUGCCCCUAAUCUAAAUAAAUUUAAAACACCUAAUGGUACCAUAAGCAGGAGCACUGUAAGUUAUACAUUAGUGUCAAAAAGUCUAAUUAUAUUUGGGUUUGGUUCAUUAUUGUUUGCCAUCCAUCAGUUGUUGUCAGAUUCGUCUACUUUAAUAUAUUGGUCUUGGGAAGGUUGGAAUAUGAAGAAUGGAGGAACUCCGUUGUUACACUGGCCAUGGAGCUCAUUAACUUGUUUAAUUAUGUUAUUUUCAUCAUUAACCAAUUUCAUAUUGGCACCAACCUUGUCAAAGAAAUGUGUAGUAAUUCUAUUAUUGACAAUAUCGACCCUCGUACUUUCUUCGUCGCAUAUUACUGAGUGGGACAAUUAUCUAUAUGGCGGAGUACCAUAUUUAAUUAGUAUAAUUUGGUGUAUUCCAUAUUAUUUCCAGUCUUUAUAUGAACUGCAUUCGAUAUCUGUAUUUUGUUGUUCUUUUUUUAUUUAUGUUUUGCUUAUUUUAGCUCAUGUUUGGACUGUCGCUUAUGCUUUCGUUCCAUAUGGUUGGCUUUUAAGGGAAAGGUUGCCACAUGUUUUAUUGUUUUCUACUCUGAAUAUUAUACUUGGGUUAAUAGUCGGUGGAAAACCUGCUGGUUAUAGUAUCAGAUGUCACUCUGUUAAAUGUUCCAAAUUCUACCGGUUUUUGGUUGGUAUGGCAGUAACACUUUUUACUUUACUUGGGAUUUUUCAUAAGCAGUUACAGCCUUUUAAAACUGGGUUGCCUCAGCCACAUCAUGCCCCAGAAAAACUAUUUACGGCUGGUAUCUGGACGAUUCACUUUGGUUUGGAUAAUGAUAUGUGGGCUAGCGAAAAAAGAAUAAUCAACUUAAUUGAAAGCAUGGAGUUAGAUGUUGUUGGAUUAUUGGAAACAGACACUCAAAGGAUUACGAUGGGUAAUCGUGAUUUAACCAACGAACUAGGCCAUAAACUAAAUAUGUAUGCGGAUUAUGGUCCAGGUCCAAAUAAACAUACCUGGGGGUGUGCCUUAUUAUCUAAAUUUCCAAUCAUUGAAUCGAAACAUUAUUUAUUGCCUUCUCCCAAGGGGGAAUUGGCGCCUGCCAUUCAUGCGACUUUGCAAAUGUAUGGCGGGAAGUUGGUUGAUGUUUUUGUAUUCCACAGUGGCCAAGAAGAAGAUGAAGAAGAUAGAAGGUUGCAGAGUGAGAAGCUGGCACAAUAUAUGGGUUCUGUGCCUAUAGGAAGGCCAAGUAUUUUGUUGAGUUAUUUGGUUACUAAACCACACGAAGGAUUUUAUAACAAUUAUGUAAGUGAUGUUAGUGGCAUGCAUGAUAUUGAACCCGAAGACAUGGAAAGGUGGUGUGAAUAUAUUUUAUAUAAAAAUUUGAAAAGAGUAGGGUAUGCAAGAGUUAGUCGUGGCACGAUUACUGAUACUGAAUUGCAAGUUGGCAAAUUUCAAGUUUUGGACGAUAAUGAAAUUCAAGAGGUUGGUGAGGAUUUAUUGUACCAGAAUCACAAAGUCAAGAACGUAGAUGAAGUUCCAUGGGGAUUGAGAUUUCCUUCUAAAUAUUUAGGUGAGGGUGUAGAUGGGCAUUGUUAUCAUGUUUUUGGUGAUCCAUAUUAUUAUGAUUUUGAUUUAGAUGAUCAAAUUUUCGAUGAAGAAGAAAAAAACGAUUGA
Molecule: messenger RNA, 3114 nt
Organism: Saccharomycodes ludwigii
Lineage: Eukaryota; Fungi; Ascomycota; Saccharomycetes; Saccharomycodales; Saccharomycodaceae
Gene: CWH43
Product: Cwh43p
Exons: 1
Coding region: 1-3114 (1037 amino acids)
Biological process (GO): GPI anchor biosynthetic process; fungal-type cell wall organization
Cellular component (GO): endoplasmic reticulum
Molecular function (GO): catalytic activity
Source: RefSeq, a predicted model, not a curated record